Messenger RNA from Gaeumannomyces tritici R3-111a-1, 2713 nucleotides. RefSeq names its product translation initiation factor eIF4E3. Gene Ontology annotation, molecular function: RNA 7-methylguanosine cap binding; translation initiation factor activity. Bases 712 to 1845 code for a protein of 377 amino acids. The record is from RefSeq and is a predicted model, not a curated record. The transcript is spliced from 3 exons. Lineage: Eukaryota; Fungi; Ascomycota; Sordariomycetes; Magnaporthales; Magnaporthaceae. Gene Ontology annotation, biological process: translational initiation. Gene Ontology annotation, cellular component: eukaryotic translation initiation factor 4F complex; cytoplasm.
GCCAAAUCCACCAUGCAGACUGCAAACCUGGAAACAGAAAAAUUGUCCCGACGAAAUCUCGCCGCAAACAUCAAACAACCACCACAUCCAAACCGCUCUCGCCCACUGCACUUCUCGCCUCUUGCGCCUCGCAGACGAUACCCCUCCGUAAACCCGUAAACCAAAGAAUUGGACCCUCUUUGCGCCAUCAGCCCUAGGUUUCAGACUAGUCCCCGCCAAACGCCAGAGACCACACUUUUACAUCACUACAAGCAACUUGCCGCUGUCGAUUGUCACCGCUACGACCCGCCCUCGAAUUUGGCUGUAUCCUGCUUUUGACCUGGUUUUGGGGCUUGCGAAACUUGUCACACCAAUCUCGAACACGCUCGCUCUCGAUCGGCUCACGAACAUCAUCUGCCUGCCCACCUGGCUCUCCUCUCUUUCUGCCAGCCCAAAGCCCCAAGCGCCGACAACAGCCGCACCACGAGCGCCUCGCAUCGGACCACGCCUAGCCCGAGAGCCGACUGCAACUGCGCCGUCGCCCACGUCUCGAGCGUCCGCAAGCGACCUCUUGCCGAGUCGAGACGGAGACUCGAUUGACAAACAAGCGCCUCGUGUUUGGAGCAAAGUCGGCGGCGCCCCCUCCCCGCGUGAUCAAAAAUCACACACUCUCUCCUUGGACUUUCGCCAGAGAGCAGCCGCUCCCGGCCCUCCACCCUUCCUUCAGUCUCUAUGGAUAACCUCUGGAGUCGUCGCACCAACUCUAGCAAGCUCUCCUUAUCCACAACAGGCGCCGGCCCUAGCGACUCCGCCUCCGCCCCCAACAGCUCCAUCAACAACACCCGUAAUGCAUCCUUCUCUAGACGACUGGGCGGUGAUAGCUCGGCGCAUGGGAAGGGUCCGGCCCCGUACAACUCGGCCGUGACUCCCGGCGGCGGGCUCAUGUCGCCCGGCGCUACUGCUGGUGGCGGCGCGAGCAGCGCCUUCGGCCUAGGGUCCGGCGCCUUUGCGUCUUUUGGCUCCGCCAAGACGCCCAAGUCGCCGGGCAACCCCUUCGAAUUCGCCAUGAGCGGUGGCCUGGGGAACCCUAAGACACCGGGCGCGGAGAAGGGUCCCAAGGACGGUGGUCUGGGGAGCGUCGGCGGUGGCAAGCCGGGCGCUUCGGCCAAGGGCGGCUCGCUGGCGUCGGCGUCGGCAUCUGCCUCGACAGCCUCGAUAGGGCCGGUGCGCCACACCCUCCGCACUCCUUGGGUCUUUUGGUUCCGGCCGCCUAUCAGCAAGGCCAACGGCUACAUCGAGUACGAGAAGACGCUGCAUGCCAUGGCCGAGGUGGGCACUGCCGAGGACUUCUUCUCGGUGUAUGCGCACCUCAAGCGUCCCUCGGCCCUGCCGCUCGUGUCCGACUACCACCUGUUCCGCAAGGGCGUGCGGCCCAUCUGGGAGGAUGACGAGAACCGCAGGGGUGGCAAGUGGAUCGUGCGCCUUAAGAAGGGCGUUGCGGACCGCUACUGGGAGGACCUCCUGUUCGCCAUAGUCGGCGACCAGUUCUCCGACGCCAGCGAGGAGGUCUGCGGCGCCGUCCUCAGUGUGCGCAACGGUGAGGAUAUCCUCAGCGUCUGGGUUCGGAGGGACGGCGGCAAAGUGGUCAAGAUUCGCGAAACGCUGAAACGAGUGGUUGGCUUCCCUCCCGAUACAAAGGUUGAGUGGAAGAGCCAUGAGGGCUCGAUCCAGCAACGCUCCGCGUUGGACGAGGUCCGACGCGAGCGGGCGGCGAACAACUCGGACAAGCGCACUAAGCAUGCCCAGUUCGCCGGCAACGACGACCAGAAGCAACAGGGCUACGGCGGCGGCGCCGGUGCCUCAUGAUAGGCGGAGUGCAAGCAGCGGGCCUCAUCUCAUCUUUGCCAUCUUCUCUCGCAAACCAUCACUCUCGAGCAGCGUCUAUAAAGUGCUGUCGGUUCGAUAAGAUGAUCAGGCAGCAUGCAUGGCACGCAUGCACUCCCUCAUUGUUUAGGCCGCAGGAGCCUGGCUAGACUUGGGGUCCGCGGCCGAGCACUCGAGAGACGAAAAGCAAAAAUAAGAGAAAGGAUGGGCUUUGCACGUUUUCGCGGCAAGGUACCCCGCCCAUUUUAUGUACACUACGAGAUAUCAUUCUGGCCCUUUCUUGAAUCACUGUUCCGCAGUCCAAGCCGAGGGAGAAUCAGCACGUCUGCCAGAGUUCUCUUUUUUCUUUAUCCGCUACGUGGUGCGCGACCAUGAAGUGUCCUUUUUCCUCUUCCUUUUCUCUUCUCCUAUCUUUUAUCUCUUUAUUUGACGAUCACGGGGCAAGUAUCCGGUACGACAUUGCAUGGUAUACGACGCUAGGGAGGGUAUUAUCGGUUGGUCAUUUGACAGCGGCUUGCUACUUGGUUCUCACGUUCACAUCUGGGUUCAAUCUUUUUUUUUCUUUCUUUUUUUCGUCUUAUAUAUUUCCCCCCGGAGCUAUGGUCGACCCCCCCGAGGUAUUUGUGAUAUUUUAUAGGCGAGCGGAGCAUUGCGUGGUGGACACUUGCAAGCCCUCCGUCUUGCCGUCUCUUACGAUUCAGCGAUUCUCUUCUAUCGAUGGCUUGCCAUUUACGUGUAUUUUGUACUGUAGCUUCAGGUUCGAGUAGGAAGGAAGCGAGGCGGCGAAGGGAACUUAUUGAAGAUGAUUACCAGUUUUUUAUGACCAUGACAUGAUGGAUAUAUUCCUUCU